AUGAGUCUUCUCGGCACGCAGGUCAAGUUCCCCGGGUCGUUCUGGGAAGGGCGAACCACGGCGGAGGAUGGGCUGCUCAACGAGUUCGCCAUGAUGUGGGCGCUGCGCAACAAGUUCCCGCUGCACUACGUUCUCUUCAAGCAGACUGCGUGCCACCUGCCGCGCGAGGCCAACGUCGAGCAGAUCUUCUCUCGCGCUGGGCUGCUGGCAGACCCCAACCUCAACCCGGCCCACCUCGCUGUGCUGGUCAGGAUUGGCUUCAACAAGAAGGCCUUCGAGCCGGCAGUGGCAGCGAUCAAGGAGAAGUACUACGAGCUGUUCCGAGGCAAAGGGGGCGAGCACAAGGAGGGCUCCUCGGGCGGGCGGCCGCCGGCGCGGCGUCGCGCACUGCUCGCACGAGACGCGCACCGCAACAUCUUUGGCGGAUGCGUGGGACGGAAGUGCAGCAAGCCGUCGUCCCAACGGGACGAGCUGCGGGACCUUCUUUGGUCGCGGCUUGUCAGCGAAACCGAGGCGUGGGCCCAGCUUGAUGAGGCUGAGAACAGCUUGGGGCUCGACAUCGCAAAGAUUCGCGCGCGGGUCGCAGCAGGCGGCUAUUAG
This is a messenger RNA of Emiliania huxleyi CCMP1516, 600 nucleotides long. RefSeq lists its product as hypothetical. Bases 1 to 600 code for a protein of 199 amino acids. The record is from RefSeq and is a predicted model, not a curated record. NCBI's taxonomy places the organism in Eukaryota, Haptophyta, Isochrysidales, Noelaerhabdaceae. The transcript has 2 exons.